Molecule: messenger RNA, 2534 nt
Organism: Leucoraja erinaceus (little skate)
Lineage: Eukaryota; Metazoa; Chordata; Chondrichthyes; Rajiformes; Rajidae
Gene: tpx2
Product: TPX2 microtubule nucleation factor
Exons: 16
Coding region: 84-2327 (747 amino acids)
Biological process (GO): activation of protein kinase activity; regulation of mitotic spindle organization
Cellular component (GO): spindle; microtubule
Source: RefSeq, a predicted model, not a curated record
UUCAAAGUAAGGCGGUUAGGGCCGUUGCUUUCAAACAGCGCGCGCUCUCUCGCCGCUGUGAGUUUGCGACCCGCGGUUCCGCCAUGAACACUGCUCGCAGCACCUGGAGCUACGAUGCCCCCACCACACACAUCGAUUUCGGUAACCUCCAGGAAGACGAUGACCCCAUGGCCGAUUACUGGUUCGAUCGGCAAGUGGACCAAGAUUCAACGACUGCUAUGCCCGCGGCAGUACCACUCGUACAAGAUCAAAAUUUUGGAAUGGAUCAAAAUGAACCAGCAACUGUUCUUGCGGUAGCGUCUGCCCCACAAAAUCAGGAUCUGCGAAUACCGGAAGAUUCUUCUAAAACAGAAUCACAGCUACAGUUGAACAAAGAAGAUGCAUCUGCACAAGAUGCAGCUAGUAAACCCCCACCAUGUAACCUGGUCACCUCACUGGAAGAGUGGAGAGCUAAAUCAAGCAAUACCUCUGAACCCUUGAGAAGAUCAAGCCGCAGACCAUCUGAACAAUUGAGAAAACAGUUGGGCAACAUUCGAGCUGCAAGGCGAUCUCAGGAUAUGAAAGCGAUAGAACCUCCAGAUAACAAAAAAGCCCGGUUGGAUGCAACUGGAAAGUGCUCCAACAGCAGAAGUCGGAGUCAGGGCAAACAGAAAAUGUCAUUUGGGACUCCUACAGUUCUCAGGAGGCAACCACAUAUGAGUUCAAAGGGGAAAAGCACAGAAGAAUUGGAGAUGGAAAAAAUUGCCCAAUUUCAGAAGGAAGUGGCAGAGCAGAGGAAACUGAAUGAAGAGUCACUAAAGCUUGCCAUCUCUGGUGCAGGUCAGAGCAAAAAAAUAGUGCAAAUCCCAACCACAAAGCCAUUGGAUAUAAAGUUCCACACAGAUAAGCGCAUUCAUGCACAUGAAGGACAAGUGUAUAAGGAAGUGAACUUCACCAGUGAAUUACGCAAACAUCGGCAAUCUCCUACACGUGAACACAAAGGACCUACCGUGCCAAAACCAUUCAACUUCUCUUGUGGGAGCAAAAGGAAACAUGCAGAUACAGAUAACAAAGAAUACGUUUCUCUGGCACAGCAGAUAGAAGCAUUUCAAUCCCGCACACCGCCACGGUAUCACCUGAGGAGCAGCGCUCAGCUGGAGGGUCCUUCCAAGGUGCCUGCAAAAGUGAAACUGACUAAGCCUUGCACUCCUUUACUGACAACUAAGACCCGUUCUCGACCACCCACAUGCAAGAGUGCAGUUGAAAAGGAAGCUGAAGAGCUGGAGAAGAUGCAGUCAUACAAAUUCAGAGCCCAGGAAGUAAAUUCCAGAAUCAUGGAAGGUUGUUUUGCUGUGCCAAAGAAACCACAUGUUAAAGAAACAACAAAACCUAUCGGCUUUGAUUUGGAAAUAGAGAAACGUAUCCGUGAAAGGGAAGAAAUCCGGAAGACCGAAGAAGUGGAAGAGUACAGCUUCCACUCGCAGCCGUGUCCUUCGAAAAUAUUAGAUAGUGUUGUGGGAGUCCCAGAGAAGAAACCGCGGCCCGUAACAAUGCCCAAAUCUCCAGCUUUUACUCUGAAGAACCGUGUGAGAAUUUCAUACAAGGAGGAAGAGAAGGAGGAAGCUCAUGUUAUUAAAGCAAAUCCCAUGCCACACUAUGCUGUUCCAUUCAAGCCAAGAUCCACUGAAGAGAAAGCUGUAGAAAUUCAGCCCUUCUCAUUUGAGGUCCGAGACAAAGAGAGGGAAGCAUUAAAACAGAAGAAAAUUGAGCAAAUGCGCAAGAAGACGGCAGAGGUCCCUGUUUUUAAAGCAAGGAUACUUCCUGACUUUGACGUUUCCCGGCUACCAGAUAAAGUGAUGAAGCCUGUGACCAAAGUUGAACCAUUUCAUCUACGAGUUGAAGAACGUGGUGCUAUGAAAGACAAAGAAUGGUCACAGAUGAUGAAGGAAGAGCUGAGAAAGCAAAAAGAAGCAGCAUGUUUUAAAGCCAGACCCAAUUCUGUUGCUAAUCGUGAACCAUUUCAACCAAAGAAGGCAGACCAAUCAUUAACAGAAAGGUUCCCUUCUAUGGCUCAAGAGAAGUUUGAAUUAGCAACAGAGAAGCGUGCAAAAGAGCGCAUGGAAUUUGAAAUGCGCAAAGCAGACGAUAAAGCCAUGCGAGAAAAGGUUCAGCAGGAAAAACAGAAAGAAGCUGAAAAGCUUGAUAAAGAUGAAACGUCUAGACUUCGACAGGAACUUGUGCACAAAGCAAAUCCUGUGCGACAUUACAAAACUGUGGACAUCAAACCCAGUGACAAACCACUAACAGUUGCCCACGCUCCACAUUUUUCUGAAAGAUUUAGGCUGUAAUUAAUAUUAACUCGAGUGUUUGAAUGUUUCUGUAAUUCUAACUUUUUGCUAGAUUACUGCUAAAUCUAAGUAAUUGUGGUCUUGUAUCAAUAAAAUAGAUUUUAAUGUUUUUGGUUAAAUGUAGUCAAUCACUUGUUCUGUUCCAGUCAAAGUUUUCUCACAGUAUAUCUGCAUGGUGAAAAGUAAAUAAAGCUACAACUAAAAAAA